AUGGCUGUUUCGGGUUCAAUGUUUUUGACCGAGGUAGUAGUUUCGGAACUACGAAGCUGUGUUAAGUGUAAAGAUUUUUUAAUCAAAAGCCAAUUUGCUGAUCUUUUUUCUGUUAUUUUGAAAGAGUCAAAGGACUUAGAAAAUACAUCACAUGUGAAGAAAAAAACUAAACGCAAAACUAAAGUAAGAAAAAACAGUAAGCCUUUAUCUAAGAGUGAAUACAAGGCACAAUCAGGUCAGUCAAUUUUAUUUACAAAUGAUAUUGCAAACCUUAUUACAAAUAUGAAACUAUACCCAAUGGAAUUGUCGCUGUGGAGUAAAGCAUAUCCUAAAUAUAAAAUUGCUUCAACUAACGUUCCCUGGAGUGCAAAGUUCAUUGAAUACUUAGAAGAAAUUUGUAUAGGAACACGGCCUCAGCCUGUUUCUAUCACAGGAGAAUACAACGUGUUUGAUGAAGUGACCUCCAGGCGCAUGGCCGUAAUAAAGCUCAAUAUGAAGUUGAGUUAUUUAACAGAUAAAAUCACAACACAGCUCAAAUCUUUGGCUGAAGAAACGCCACAGAAGUUAGAAACCAUCUUAACCAAAGUCCAGGAUGAAAAACUUUAUGCAGAAGAGACUGGCAUUAUUAGGACUCUAUAUAGUGGUGGAAAGAAGAACGUUAGAAAAUCUAAGACGAAAAAGCCUAAAAGUUCGGCAAAUCCUCACUUAACCAAAGAAAAAACGGUUGAAAACGAAAUUAUUAAAAAUAAUUCGUUUCAUAUUAUAAAUGAAUCACUAGAAAACAGAAACAUAAACAGCAGUAUAAUAAGUUUAGUAAAAAGUACUACAGAUAUUGAUAAAGAUAGAGAAAUUGAUUUAUUGAAGUGCAAAUCAUGUUCAUCAAUGAACCAAGAACAUUUGAAAAUUUUGAAUUAUAUUUUUGGUGACCCAGCAGGUACUUUCGGCAACCAGGUAUACUGUGUAAACUAUUUUACAAUAGAUGACACUAAAAGCGAUUCACCUUCUCCAAAAAGUACUACUAAAACUUCGGUAAAAUCAGAUCUAAGCACAACAAAAGAAUCAGAAAAAAAUGAUACAUCGGAAAAAUCUAGCACUAAAAACUUCUAUAAACUUAAAUUAUGUGACAAUGAAUGUCCUCAAAAUGAUGAUAUUGGUUCAUUAGAUAUACCAAUAGAAAAUGCAGCAGAGAUUGAAGUAAUCAAAUGUAAAGACGUAAAUUGUAAACAUAAAGAAUUUAGGAAACUACCGCCUCCCCCAGAUGAUAGAAUUUUAUUAGACUUGGCUAGUUUAAAGAAUAUAUGUUGCGAUAAAAGUGAAAAGGUGGAUACAAUUGAGAAGGUAGAGGAAGUAUUUGGAGGCAUGAUAGCAAAGAUGAAAUUCGGAGACGACCCUUGCUAUUGCGAGUGUCAAUGCAAAUUUGGCUUUACGAAAAAGACGAAAUAUUGUAAAGUAUGUGGAGGUUACGAAACUAUAGGUGAAGAUGAGGUUGUAGAUGAUCCUCAACUCGAAUUCCCUUGUCCAAUUUAUCAUAAUUUAGCUGAUAAACCCAAAACUAAAUCUAGUAUAAUUAGUGAUCCGAAAAAAGGUGGCAAGGCUAAAAGUUUAGCUGAUAAAAGCAUUGAAUCCGAAAAAGAAACUAAAAAGGGCAAGAAAAAGAAAAAGGAUGACAAAUUUAAGUUUAACUAUGGUUAUACAGGUAUACCACCCCACAUUGGACACGAUUACUGUGCACAACCUUGUGCAGGUACAUUGGGAGAAGUACCUAAGAGCAUGGGUUGGCUCUGGACUGCUGAGAACGUACCAGGGAUGAAGUUCCGUCCAUCAUGGAAACCUGGUGCGGUGAAUAAGCAUGUAUUAAGGUUACUACGUAUGGCAAAGCAUCCAGGUGAAAUUUUCACGAAAAAGAAGAAAAAGAGGGAUUCAGGCAAAGUAAAGAGACCUUUAAAGAGACCAUUAUUAAUAGUACAUAAGAAGGAUGGCGAAUUUACAGUUACUAUGGAAACAAUGAAAGCAUAUAGUAAACCGAGAACUAUAAAUCAAGUUCCAUAUGAGGACAAAGAUGCAUUAACAUACACGAUAGGCAGAACAGAGGAAGAAAAUCGGCAACGGCGCAUAAAGAAAGAGCGAGCACAGAGGCGGCUGGAGAGAUCGCAACGUGAAUUUAUUCAGAGUGCUUUUCAUGAUAUGUGUCAAGAGAUCUGUUUGAAGACUUACCAGCAAGCGCUCGGUAUUUUACCACAUGCUGAAGAUCCCGACUGCACCUGUUAUCCGGCAGAUCCAGGGCCUGACAGAACUGAUCUAGAUCAUUCUUGUUCCUGUUCUGAAGACUCAAACCUUUCAUUUUCUGAUACGGAUUCCGAUGAGUGGAUUGUGGAAUUUACGCCCCCCACGGCUACAUUUGACCCAACUUACAAAUGCAAGAAAAUAACAACCACAGAAAAUUCAAGUCAAUAUACAUAUUUAGAUUAUAGAGUAAAGUUAUUAGAUAGAUACGGCAAUCCUGUACCCAGAUUUUUCAAAGGCCCCGACGGAAAAGAGCAGUGCAGUGACUUAGGUGGUUUUUGGAGCCCAGAUCAUAAAUGGCUAGAAAUAAAUGUAGAUGGUUUUAUAGGACCGGAUGGAAAAUGGGCUCCCCAUAUUUUCAUUGGUCCUGAUGGGGAAAACGUUGAUGCUGAAAUCGGCAAAUUCCAAGCUAACGAUGGAACUUGGUUAGUGGUUGGAGUUGAUGGAUACAUCGAUUCUACUGGCAAGUGGAGAUACUAUUCGAAAGUAGGAAAAGGAACACCAGACAAAAAGCGUCGGUCAGCAGUAGCAAAGGACAAGAAAGGGAAAAGUGGUACUAAAAAAGAAGUCCCCGUAUCUACAAAGAAAUCAGAGACCACUUGGAGUUGUUUUGGCGAUGCGAACCCUAGUUAUUUGUCUAAAUUAGGGAUUUUAGGUCACGGACAUGAUAGGAAACUGCUUUUAGAUACAUUAAAUUCAUUAAUAGCCCAAGGAGAAGAUCUCAAAAUACCAACCCCAUCAUUUGUACCCAGGAGCAAACGUAAGAGAACAAAAGUUAAACAUAGUUCUGAUUUAUACGAUUCAGAUAAAACUAAAUGCAGACAUCCGAUACCGUCUAGUAAAGGUGUUCUAGCCGUUGAUAGUUAUGGGAAUAAGAUUUACUUUAGAUUACUGGACUAUAAGAAUAAGAGACCUGAACAGAGAAUAUUGAAUCUCACAUCUCAAGGGAUCAGUCUAAGCUCAUUUCAUGUGCCAUGUUUCCAUUCAUUUAUCAAUUCAGAACUGAUGAAGAAGCAAUUGUAUAAGAGGCGAGCGAAGCUUGCUGAACAACAUGGUUACGUCCCAAAACCACCCCGCAAAUCUUCUCCUGCGUCUGAUUGUUCCUCUAAGGCCAAGCCCAGAUAUCGGAAUGCAAUGGUAGCACAAGGAUGGAAACCCGGUGCUAUUUCUAAGCGCCUCUUACGAAAGUUGAACAAGGCUAAAAAGUCAAAGUUGCCAGUAAGAAAAGUAAAGGUUGCGAAGAAAGUUAAAAAGAACGUAGAAGAGAAGCCAACACUUAUCGUCUGUAAAAUGAAUGGGGCAUAUCACAUAGAGAUGCAGAUCUCGCCUGCGAACAGUGAUACAAAUAUGGAUCAGUGCAGCCCUUUGAAAUAUACGAUUCAGAAUGAAGAUAAUGAGGAACGAAUACAGAAGCGGUUAAGGAAAAGACAGCGUCUGAUCAAAGAGGCUGUUAAUAAAGUUUGGUCGGAUCCUUAUCACCCAGACGUCUGCGAGAAAACGUGCCUCAAAGCGUAUAAACAGGCAGUUGGUCUUCUGCCUUAUGAUCCCAAUAAUCCUGAGUGUACAUGCUCUAACGAUGAAAAGUCUGAAGAUUCCAUUAGCUGCUUUUGUGAGGAAUCUGAUACAAGUUCUGAAGGUGGCUCCUUAGAUCUUCAAUGGGAAAUUCAUUUCACCCCACCUAGUGCACAUUAUUGA
Arctia plantaginis is the source of this 3978-nucleotide messenger RNA. The record is from the annotation of a GenBank genome assembly. Lineage: Eukaryota; Metazoa; Arthropoda; Insecta; Lepidoptera; Erebidae.